GGUGGCGCAUGUCGCUCCACAACUCCCAAGACGUAUCCCAAGGUCUUGUCAUACCUUGGCUUUGGGUGGAAGUUGAAAGCCACAUGCGUCGAAGCGUCAAUGACGCGAACUCGUUUGAGAACCAGAACACCGUCAGGCCUUUUGAGCCUAGCACUGGUUCCAUAUGAAAUCCGCUGGCAUGCCACCUGGACAGUUCUUAGCCAGUGCACGUUAUGCUUCAGCUCGGAGAGCAUUGGUUGUCAGGCCGAUCAAUGCCUCAGCCAACCUGAUUCUCCUUAUUUAAAGAUACCCACUGAGUGUUUUCACACGAAGACUUCGAGCAAUCCAAGCAAUCAAUCAAUCAUCCUGAAACAAGGUGGUCUGAUUCAAAAAAAGACUGGUUCUUCCCACCGUAAUCCACCCGUAGACACUUUUCAAUAGGGCAGAUUCCUCACCGCCGACGGAGCUCACGUGGGGCUACCCCAGCCUCAUUUGAGAGUCUCGUCUCCGUAGCAGCUGCCAGAAGAUACCUUGCAUUUCCUUUAUAUCACGACGCAUUUACCUGGGCUAUUUAUCCGGCCUUUCAUGUCUUUGUGUGCCUUCUGGAUAUG
This is a messenger RNA of Aspergillus uvarum CBS 121591, 590 nucleotides long. RefSeq lists its product as uncharacterized. NCBI's taxonomy places the organism in Eukaryota, Fungi, Ascomycota, Eurotiomycetes, Eurotiales, Aspergillaceae. The transcript has a single exon. The record is from RefSeq and is a predicted model, not a curated record. Bases 100 to 420 code for a protein of 106 amino acids.